Molecule: messenger RNA, 6343 nt
Organism: Megalopta genalis
Lineage: Eukaryota; Metazoa; Arthropoda; Insecta; Hymenoptera; Halictidae
Source: RefSeq, a predicted model, not a curated record
GAACGCGUCGUUUCACAGAAUUCGAAUCACGGGUCUCACACGGAACGUCCUCAGGUGGUUUUCAAAUUUCCCGCGCGCGCCAAGUCGUGUUCGCGCCAUGAGCUAGUCGUGCAGACGCCGUCGCCCCGCCACCAUUCGUUCACGUCUUUGUAAGAUUUCGGCGGCCGUUCGUCGUGUAACAUUGCGCACACCCGACACCAGAAAUAAGUAUUGAUGAACUCGCCGGUGCCCUUCCAACGGAAAUAAGAGUUGUACAGCUCAUCAUCUCGGUCCAGGCGAUGAAGAUACUCCGCCAGCUCCUUCGGCGACUCGAACUCAUCUACGUGAAUAUAUGACCGGUAGGGCGCGCUGCGAGCGUAAUCCGUUGGAUGUGCACCCAUCACGAUAGGCAGAACGUUGUGUCUGGAAAAGAACGAUAAUUGAAGUGUAUGUAUAUCACAUCCAAAAUCAAGGCACAGGUGGCUAAUAUGGUAAAGAACAAAAUGGAUCGUUACUUUCGAACCAUUCUACUAGAGGCGCUGUAAUCGGUCUUCAGAAUCGGAAAAAGACGUACUAGCAUAGUCUAUGACCAUAAUCACCGCAAACUAACUAAACCAAAGAAAUUCUUCUGUGGAAUCCCUCUGCCGAUAUAUUUCCGAAGCAUGUCAGCAUUAAAUUUCAAUCGUGGAAGAAAAAUGCAACAAGCAAAGACAACAGUUUUAUUAUUUAAUUAAUACAUAACUCAUUAAUGACAUUUUCAUCGUGUGAUUGUAGUGGAAGUUUUCAUUGUUGAAAUAACAUAGUCUCGAGAACAAACCACCACAUAAUCGAUUGCUUUUUGAACGCCAUUUUUCUUCGUUGCUCAUCGGGCGAUUAAGCUUUCUUUGGCAUAAAGCAGUACAAAUGAAAUAAAGCGCAGAUUAUAUAAAUCUGUUUUAAUUCGCGAGUUGUAUCUGUAAUUAAAGAUAUUCAAGAAUAAGUGUCGUAUUACACAGUGGUACAUACACAUACGUAUAUAUAUAUUGUAUACAUAUUUAAUAUACCGUAGAAGAUUUAUUUUUACGACCGCCAUAAUAUAAGUAAAAUGUUCAUGAUGAACCAGAGAUGUACAACAAUACUAAACUAUUUGAUAAAUGAUUCGGUUUCAUUCCACUAGUUCAUCGAUUCCUUGUAUGCGUCAAUUACGUCACAAAGACUGUUAUCAAAAUUAAGUGCAACGUCAGUAACAGUUUUUCUUAAUUGUAAGUGUCAUUUAUCUCUCGGAUCGCAAGCUUCGAAAAUCACAUAAAGGUCAACAAGAAAAUGGAUAACUCAGAAGCAGUUACAGUAAAGGGUGAAAACUAUAAAGUAGUAGAUGAAUGUAACGAAGAAGAAGUUGCAUCUAAUAAUACAAAAACUAAGAUUACAGAGAGUUCUAUAAAUAUAGAGAAACGACCUGUAAACGAACAGAAUAUAAAUGAACAAAAUGCAAAUGCGCAGAAUAUGGAUGAAAAGAAAGCAGAUGAAGAAAGUCUAGAUGUUACAAUUUUAAAUAUUAUUGAAAUAAAAAAGAAAGAAGACAACUUGAAAAAGGAGACUUUGACAGAACAGAAGAAAAGUGACUUGAAAGAACAGGAUUUAACAGAAAAGAAAAAUGAUGAGCAGAAUUUAUUUAUGGAGAAAAAAGAGGACUUAACUAAAGUGAAAGAAAUAGUAGAACUUGUAGAUCUAACUGAUGGAGUACAAUCAGAUGAUUUGAACAUUAAUAAUAAUGAUCAAAAUAGUGAGACGAAUGAAUGUACCAAACCAUCGAAUGGAGAAUUAAUUGAUUUCACUGCUGAUAUUAGUUUGGAUCAAUUAAGUGAACAAAACAAUGUGACAGAUGAAGAUGUUUUACAAAAUUUAGAUGAAAUUGAAAACAUGGUAUUCACUUCAUCUGUUUUUGAAAUGCAAGAUGAUAACAGUAAAAUGGUGACAGAGGAAAUUGCAACUAAUAUGGAAGAACAAAAGUCUAAGGACUCUAAUGAAGCAGAUAAAGAUAUCGAACAGACUACAUCUGCUAAUGAUAUUAAAAAUACAGACAUAGAAGUAGAAGUAGUCGAAGUAAUAAAUCCUGUAAAGGUCGAAUGGUAUGAGAAAAAGAUAGCUGAAAAAGAAGCAAUUAUAAAAGAGCGAUUAACAAAAAUGGCUAGAAUUUUUGGAAUUUCGUAUCCAUGUUAUGAGAAGUGGUUGGAGAAGGAAGUAAAAGCAAAUGGAUCUCUAUGCAAGCUGAAACCAGCUCGUCGUUGUUCCUUGAAGAAGCCAUACACUAAUCGUUGGAAAUUCGUUUGUAGCAGGAAGAAAGUUCAAGACAUCAAAGAGGAAAGCAAUGAUGAUACUUUUAGAUUAUUUACCAAAAAUGCGGAAACGGUUUGGAAACUAGAACCAAGUGGAGCAUGGGGUAUUAACAUGAAUAAUGAACUUGAAUUUCCACCUUUUGUGUUCCGUGCUGUAAAGAUAUUUGAAGAAUUUCUUCAAACAACCGAACGACCGAAUGAUCAGAAUGGUGAAACUGAAUAUACGCCUGAUUUUAUAGAAUUAGAGUCAAAAAAAGAAUCAGGUAACGAGUGUAAACAGGAAUGGAUAUCAUUAGUGGUGCGUUGUAACAGCAUGGAUGAGCUUAUGCUAUUCGCAACGGGAAGAAAUAUUAAUCGCACCACAAUGGAUCGUUUCAAACAAACUUUUGAAUCUGGAUUAGGCAAAGAUUGUAAUGUUAAAUCAUUGUAUUGCAAAUCUACAAAUAAAGUUCAUGACAUUACCGUAACGAACACAACGUUCUUGGUAGGAUCGGAAGCAUUGGAUGAAAUUGUUGGAGGAUUGAAAGUGCAACUUGCGCCCAAAACAAACUUUUGGUCAAACACUGCAGGAGCUGAGAAUGUUGCAAAUGCAGUGAUGGAUUUAUUAGCGCUUACUCCAAAAACAACUGUAAUUGAAAUAGGUUGUGGCAUUGGUCUCAUUGGCUUAAUGAUGGCUUCAAAAUGUCAUCACGUUGUGGGAGUAGAUCUGCCAUCCGAAGUGGAGGAAGCUGAAAUGACGUGUGAAUUAAAUAACAUAAAAAAUGCUUCCUUCAUUAUGGGAACCGCAUCUGAAGUAACAAGCAAAAUAGUAAUAGCAGCGAAAAAAAGCAAACCUUGCGCAAUAAUUAAUGCAAAUACUAAUAUCGGCCGGGCAAUUGAAGUGAUGACAUGCCUCAGAAAAAUUGCAUCUAUCAAGCGAAUCGUGAUGAUAACUACAUUAACAAAACAGUCGGUUCGCGCAAUAUUAGAAUUAGCUCGGCCCCUGGAGAUUGCGGCACAUGGAGCACCAUUUGUUCCUACUGUAGCAUGUGUCGUCGACACUUUGCCAGUUGGUCCACUUGUCGAAGUUGUAAUCUUACUGGAGCGACGAGCGGUGCAUAAACUAAAUGCGCCACCAUUCCAAAAGUCUGUCCAAGGAUUGAGUAAAGAAACUGGUGGUAAGCCCGAGCAAAAGAAGACGUACAAGCAAAAGACGAACGGAACAGAAAAAAAGGUAGCAGUCAAAGAAGCUGAAGCAAGAAAGUCUUUAAAUAAACUAUUAACAAAAUUCCCGACAAAGAAAACGAAACCGCCGAUGAAAAGAGUUAUUCACCCCAAAAAUAUCGAGGCUGCACAUGUUAAAGGUAAAUUCAAGGGUAAACGUCCUCAUUCACCGGAUAUGGGUGAAGCUCCGCCGAAAAAAGUAAUGAAAAAAUUUAGCAAAUUUAAUACUAAACCAUGGCAGCCAGAUGUGGCAGCUAAAAAGAAGAAGGAAUGGAACACAGAGAACCCACACAUUCUAAUCAAUCCUCUAUACGAAAAGAAGCUGCGAGAGCAGCACACAGAGCAAGCAGAUUUAAGGGAAAGAUUGUCUAAUAAUCGGCUUGACACGGACAUCGCUCAAAGGGUAAAAGAGCAUCAGUCACUCUUGAAGAUAGCAAAGGAGAAGCUGAGUGGACCAACACCGACCGUAGAUAUAAAUACCGCGAAACAAUUGCAAAGCAUGUUAAACAUGGUUCUAGAGCAAACGAACAAACUGCAGAGUCAGCUUCCACGCUCUGUUUGGGAUCGUAUAGCUCCCGCAGAUAACGUUGCCGCACAGCGAGACAGUAAAGAAGAAGAAUCUCUGUCGCAAAGUCGAUAUGUGCAUGACAGGAACGGCCAAGAUAUUUUAAUCACCACAGCAAAUAAAUUUUCAAAUAACGAGAUGAGUGACCCAAAACCAUACUACAAAAAGUACAACAACAUACCGCCCUUGGAACCAAACACGAUAGAACCGGUAGGACCACCAACUAGUCACAGCAGAUCAAAUCCAUUCCGCAUAUCGCCUGAUCGGUAUCACGAUACGAACAUGCGCGAUCAGUUAACUCAAGAUAACUGGAAUCGAGAUAAUAAAUCAUUCGAACGGAACCGGUGGAAUGAAAUGGGUAAUAUGAGAAAACCAAAUUCGCCUCUCAGGAGACAAAAUUCCCCGAUGAAGCAUCGUUUGAGUCCCCCAAAAAGAUUCUCGCCUAAACGUCCACUAUUGUCUCCACCUAGACGUCCAAGCUCUCCUCCUAGAAGACACUUCUCACCCAUGCAACGUCCAUCAUCGCCAUUAUAUAGACAACGUUCUUCACCCAUGAGAGGUGCAUUACCAUCACCGUUAAGGCGUCCUAUGUCUCCACUUAGGCGCGCAUCGCCACAAAGACGACCUCAAUCACCGAGACGUCCAUCACCACCUCGACGACCAGAAAUGACUAUGAAUCGACCAAUGUCGCCACUAAGACAGGAUCCCUCGGUUUUGCGACGACAAGUAUCGCCGUUAAUGAUCAUUGUGUCACCCACCAGGAGGCAAAUGUCUCCUACAAGGCCGGAUACAUCUACGCCGCGAAGACAAGAUCCUUCUCCCAACCGAAUGAUGUCUCCAAAUACACAAGAAAUGAUGCUCUCUAGACGACAGAUUGUACUACAUGAAAAGCAACAAAUGUCGCCGAUGAGACGCGCAGAAUCGCCGCAGAGGUACAUGUUUAUGCGACCUACAUCGCCCCCGAGGAGGCAGCCAUCACCACCGAGACGACAAAUGUCACCACAACAGAGAUUCGCGGAUGACUGGGACAUACCUAGCAGAGGAGCUGUCGAGCAAAACAUUUGGCAACGGCCCCCUGAGAAGCUACCAGCCCAGAAUGUCUGGAGAAAUGAUAAGCCUUCGACUUCUACCAACAACUGGGACCAAAAUUCGACCAACGAUAGCCGUCGUAAGGUCUUCUGUAUGAAGAAGUGGGGCAUCAAGGAUUCCAAUCGCGAUGACACAUGGAACAUCGGUGCGGGGAGCUCUUGGAACCCUAAGCAGCCGUGUCAGAAACCAAUAGCUAAAGAGACUUGGCAGCCCAAUCCGGAGAAUAAAUGGUGGACUACGUCCAAAAUGCCUGAAAACAGCAACGAUAAUUGGAACAUCCGAGGAAAAGAGAGUUUCAAUGCCCGCAAAGAACCCUGGAUGGACAACACAAAGAAGAAUAGAUGGGAAACGUAUAAUGCUCAGGACUCCUGGAAGCAGAACGACAAAGAUGACUUGAAUGAUUUGCCGGAAGAUGCGAGAGAUCCUUGGGGCGAUGAUGGUAAUAAUUUAGGGUUAAAGGAGAGGUGGCUCAAAUCAGAAAACACCGCUUCGUCAUCAUCAUCGUCCACGUGGAAGAGGGAAAAUGAUAAGCCAGGGAACAUGUGGUUGACACAUCAAGAUAAUUGGCAGAAUAAGGAUUCAUCUUUCGCACCGAAAUCGCAGUGGCAAAACAAUGGCAUUAAAAAUAUGGGCGAAUUAUGUUCGACCUCACAAAACGAUAAUAAUCAGAAACCACCUUCGUCCACUUGGCAGAGUGGAAAGAACGUAGGCUCGUGGCAAACACAAAAUACAAAUUUCCAACCUCAUCGUUCCUUUUCUACUAGCCAGUUUAAAGGUUUUCAUUAAGAUUUACGUUUCCUACUUUAACGCUAACAUUAGCCAUUCACAAUUUGAUUUGUUAAUGAAUUCUUAUCGUCGCGUUAUUUGGAUCAAGAACGGACAGUAAAUUAAAUGAUUGAAUCAACUACAAGAUGUCUACAACCGAGGCUUUAUAAUAUUUUACUGCACGUUCUACAAAUUCAUAAGAAUGAAACAUUUCAUUUUCAAAGUGAUUUCUGUUAUUUAAGUAUUAAGUUAAAUAAAGCAUCAAUAGUAUUAAUUGAGAACGUAACUUCACUAUAAAUAUAGAACCUACAAUUUAAAGUUAUAAAACUUAGGAAAUGGUAUUUACAUAAAUCUCCUACGAGAUAGUGUAAAAAGUAAGUUCAAUUGUACUUUUUAAAUAAAUCUGCAUUUACAUAAAACAGUAAAA